Lasiosphaeria miniovina is the source of this 290-nucleotide messenger RNA. RefSeq lists its product as uncharacterized. The annotation marks the transcript as partial. The transcript has a single exon. Lineage: Eukaryota; Fungi; Ascomycota; Sordariomycetes; Sordariales; Lasiosphaeriaceae. The record is from RefSeq and is a predicted model, not a curated record.
AGCUACUGAUGCGUUGUACCUAUAGAUCCACGACCUUGAAGCCUUCCGUUUGCGUAUCCUUUGAGCACCGUACAAAUACAUGCUGCGAGCUGAAACCGAUAACCUUGCAAGAUGCGGCUCCUAGAAAGAGGCGAUACCGGCGAGCUCCGCUUAACGAACCCGAUUCCGAAUGACGCGAUCCCCGAGAUCCCCCGUUACGCGAUCCUCUCACACACAUGGGGCGACGAGGAGGUCUCCUUCGAAGACAUGGCGGACGGUACAGCCAAGAAAAAAGCAGGCUAUGCUAAGAU